AAAUAAGCAACUGGAUCCAUCAGCAAACCAGCCAGCGUUCUGCCUGCAGAGCCUGCUUUCCCACCGUGGUGCCUGCGUGGAAGCGUACAAAAGGAAAAUCGUCCCGUCUCUCUCGGGGGAGCGUUUCUGCCUGUGAAUUUUUGGGCUGUUCUUGCUGAAAAUGGCAUUUCGGUUUAAUUUUGCUAUUGAGGAAAAUGAAAGCACCGAGCCAGGUGGUCACGGUGAGGCAGACUCGCAGCUGGACCCUCCAAAACACGAGCAAAGCGCCGAUGGAGCAGCAGCCUGCAGCCCCCGGCUGGGCACCGCUAAGCACGCAGGUAAGGGACUGUCAGAGAACAAGUUGUGCUUCCCAGGUGCCAGGGAGCACCACGUUCCCGAAGAUGUCAGCAAAGUACUGGAAAAGAAAGUCUUGGAAACAGUGUCAGACCUGCGUUACGUAAACGUGUCCGUGGUGGAAAUGAUGUGUCGGGAUGGCACGCACGGGGAAGACAUCGUGUCGAAAAGCGUCUCUGCUCACUCUGAUCUCAUCCCAGGGGUCUAUGAGGGGGGACUGAAAAUCUGGGAGUGCACCUUCGACCUCCUGGAGUACCUGGCUGAGGCUGACCUGCAGUUGGCCAACAAGGCAGUGCUGGAUCUUGGGUGUGGGGCUGGACUGCUGGGAAUAGCUGCGUUACGGGGAAAAGCUGGCAAAGUCCACUUCCAGGACUACAACAGCACGGUCAUCGAUGAAAUAACCUUGCCUAACGUGGUAGCUAACUGUGUAAAUGAUGGCAACGGGACUGGUGGGGGAGAUAGUAGAAAAAUUGAUAAGCCUCCUUCAAAGAGGCCCAGGAAAGCAGAGUGCUCACCUGAUGCGCUCAGCAAAUGCAGAUUUUUUUCUGGAGAGUGGUCAGAAGUCAGCCGGCUCCUGCUCAGCAGCAACCCACCCUGUUCAAAAUACGAUGUCAUUCUCACAUCCGAGACCAUCUACAACCCUGACUACUACGGUGCUUUGCACGACACGCUGUCUCAGCUGUUGGACAAAAACGGCCGCGUGUACUUGGCAAGCAAAGCGCACUACUUUGGGGUUGGUGGCGGCACCUACCUCUUUGAGAAAUUCGUUGAGGAGAGGAAGGUGUUCAGAAUCAGCACGGUUAAAGAACUUGAUAAAGGGCUGAAGCGGUUUAUCAUGGAAAUGGCCUUUAAAGAUUCCAGUUAAAAUUAAUUCAACCGCUGGUGAUUCAAAAAUAUCUUAGUAAAGAUAAUCCUAUCUUUGCUUUAAUCCUCCUCUCUUUGCUUUUUUCUGCUAUUGAGUUACUCUGAAUUGACAGGGUGAUGCUGCUCUUUUCUAGCUUUUGAACUGUUUGACAAAUUUUGGUGUUUGCCUGGAAGCAAAGGACUCUUCUGGUUCUGUUUUUGCAGAUAAAAAUGUAGUAUCUUCAAGUAGCAUCUGUUUAUACCACUUUUGCUAUUUGUAUUUAUUUUAAAAUUAAGCAAGUCACUGUCCCCAGUCUCCCUCUCCCAUUCUUUAGCAGCGCCAACACUAAGUUACAGGGACAGCUGCUGAGCACAGCCUGAAGGUGACCAUUUAGCAUCAAAAUACAGUGCAAAAAAUAAUUCUUAAGGGUCAGGCUCUCAACCUGGCCAUGAUUUAACUGCAAAGUUCAGAUUGAACUGUAUAACUGUGCUCUGCUGUUUUGCCACCAGAGGGGGAUGUGAUUGUAUUUAUCACUUGUGUUCCAUUCCAGAAACAAUCUUGCAAAUCUUUAUGGUUUUUCCAUAUAUAAUGCACACAUUACUUUUAUUCAAACCUUUGAAAAAGCAUACCAGAGGAUAUUUACUACUGUGGUUUGUGAGUUUUCAUAUUCAUAUUUUGAUGCAUUCCUAAGAAAUUUUCAGCAAGGAAUUGGAAAAAGGCAUCCUCUUUGCAGAAAUGAAAAAAAAAGCUAGUUUCUUUGUUUUAGAAAUUGAGUUGAAAGAAGACUCUACGUAAGACGUUCUUUAGAACAACCAACCAAUAAACCUACAAAGAACAACCAACCAAUAAACCUACAAACACAAUCUGGAGGAUGACAGAAUUUGAUUUAAGGUUGCAAUUAGGAGACUAACUAGAGUGCUCUACUGGUUUUGGUAAGAUCUUUCCAGAUACUGCCCAUACAAUAUGACCCAUUUUCCAAACUUGGGAAACACUUCCAUACCUCUUCGGUCUUCUAGGCAGUUUGGCAGGGCAGCAGGCUUUUAGAAAAGCCUGUGUGCAAGUCACUCCCAGUGUCCUGGGGUGAUAAUGCUGAUGGUGAGACAAGGCUUCAUGUUGCUGAAGAAAUUUCCUAAUCAAAAAAAUGCAAACCCCAAAAUACAAAAUCUGGUCCCAAGUGUUUGGUGUUACCAACAUUUCACACACAAAAAAAGCAACCAUGGUAUGUUUUGCUUCAACUAACCCAGACAGCAGGCUGUUACAGGACUCCACCAGGUACAUGAGUGGUACUGCUUGUCAGCGUGCGCUGCUUUACUGCGGCAAUAAUGCAUUGGGCGCCCUUGCAGAAAUAUAAACUCAGAGCCAAGCCAACCACUGCAGUAAACUGGCUAUAAGGAUACUCAAUAAAUGCAGGGGAGAAAAGGCAGUAAAUAAUCUGAGGAGGUAGAGAAAGACUUACUACAGCAGUGACUUAAAUCACUUGGUAUUGCGUAAAAUAAGUUCCCGUCACUGCAGCCUGUGAAAGCCAACGGCAAGAUUCCUAUUCUGACCAUGUUGCUAUUAAAGAUAACCAUAGAGGAUUUCCUAUACUUUGCAGAAGAGCCUUAACAACUACAGUUGUUUCACAAAACAAUUGUUAGCAGACUACUUUAAAGGAUACUUAGGAAAUUACUGAAGUGCUCUUUCACAGGAGAGGGGAAAAAAGCAGUCAGUUGUGCUCUGCAAGCAGUCAGCUGUGAUUGCGCUUUGGAAUUUUUCUGCCUCAGCUUGAAACCUAGCGAUGACAGACAAGUACCGACGACAGAC
Oxyura jamaicensis (ruddy duck) is the source of this 2980-nucleotide messenger RNA. It is a transcript of the gene METTL18, whose product is annotated as methyltransferase like 18. The transcript has a single exon. Lineage: Eukaryota; Metazoa; Chordata; Aves; Anseriformes; Anatidae. Gene Ontology annotation, biological process: peptidyl-histidine methylation, to form tele-methylhistidine. The record is from RefSeq and is a predicted model, not a curated record. Gene Ontology annotation, molecular function: protein-L-histidine N-tele-methyltransferase activity. The coding region runs from base 161 to 1198 and encodes 345 amino acids.